Messenger RNA from Penicillium canescens, 1134 nucleotides. RefSeq names its product putative choline kinase. Gene Ontology annotation, cellular component: cytoplasm. NCBI's taxonomy places the organism in Eukaryota, Fungi, Ascomycota, Eurotiomycetes, Eurotiales, Aspergillaceae. The record is from RefSeq and is a predicted model, not a curated record. The coding region runs from base 1 to 1134 and encodes 377 amino acids. Gene Ontology annotation, biological process: phosphatidylcholine biosynthetic process; phosphatidylethanolamine biosynthetic process. Gene Ontology annotation, molecular function: ethanolamine kinase activity; choline kinase activity. The transcript has a single exon.
AUGGCCACGUUGACUCCCAUUCCUGUGAUUCUUCCACAAGACAAAGUGCCGAGCAAAACAAACGUCAGAGACAUCAUCGGCUCAUUUCUACCAGAAUGGCGAUCUGUGGACCCGGAUACCCUAACCAUGUCAUACCAUGCAUCUUUCGUCAAUGCCCACUGUCCUGUCGAGCGACCAAGGCUGGCUACUGAUGUAUCUGCCGAGCCCUUGAAGGUGUUUAUUAAAUUCCAUAAUGACACCGACGGAGACCCUGAAGUCUUCAAGUAUCUGGUACCAAGCAAACAGGAGGAAGCAAUCAUCAGCUACAAGUACGGCCAAUCCGGACUAGGAGCAAAAGUGUAUGGAUUUUUUCAAACACAGGAUGGUACACUCGGGAGAAUUGAUGAGUUCUUGGAUGCACGAAACAUGGAGCCGGAGGAUGUUGAGAAUACAAUCAUUCGAGCAGAUGUUGCUAAGGCAUUGGCAACGCUCAAUACCUUGGAGACUUCGUUGGAGAAGAAGACAGCGAAGCCAUCUUGCGAAGCCAUGAUGAACGGACUGAAGCAAUACCACAACAUGGGCAAGCUAAAGGCACUUGGGAAAGAAGGAGGUAUCAGUGUGGACAACCUGGUCGACUACGACUUUGUGACAAGGUUGAGAAAGGUUCUGAACCUGCUGGAAUCUAUGGAAGGAAAGACAGGUUGGUGCAUGCACGACGUUCAAUUCAUGAACGUUAUGGUGAAAAAUCAUCCGAAGGAAGAAGAAAGUAGAGUGGCCUUGAUUGACUUUGAGUUCGUGAUGCCAAACUACCGUGCCUUGGAUAUUGGCGGGCACUUUAUGCAGAAAAUGUUCAAGUGGUUUGACGAGGAGAGCAAGAUUGCGAAUUGCAGGAAGUAUACCGUGGAAGAGAAGAGACACUUCUGCCAGGAAUAUGCCGCACAGUGGAACAUACUGACCGGUGACUCGGAUACCGGGGACCAAGUGCUUUUGGAAAGCGAGUACGGAUACUUGUUGGCCCUUGCUUUUGAUAUUCAUAUGAUGCUGUGGUUCAUGAGCGAAGAAAACGAUAAGGAUCCGUUGAAUCUUCUUGGACUUAACAAGCUGUUCGAAGAGUUUGUGGAUCAGUAUGUUAAACUUGGGCUGGAAAAACCAUAG